This is a messenger RNA of Haliotis rufescens (red abalone), 3506 nucleotides long. RefSeq names its product LIM domain-binding protein 2-like. NCBI's taxonomy places the organism in Eukaryota, Metazoa, Mollusca, Gastropoda, Lepetellida, Haliotidae. Gene Ontology annotation, cellular component: transcription regulator complex; nucleus. The transcript is spliced from 12 exons. The record is from RefSeq and is a predicted model, not a curated record. Gene Ontology annotation, biological process: negative regulation of transcription by RNA polymerase II; positive regulation of transcription by RNA polymerase II; nervous system development. Gene Ontology annotation, molecular function: LIM domain binding. Bases 132 to 1472 code for a protein of 446 amino acids.
UUUAGCUCAAUUGCCAUCCCUCGCUCCAUCGCGAUCGACUGCGCGUAGCAAUUUGGAAGCAGGAAAUCCACAUCUUUUCCAUAUUUCUUGCACAUUCUACACCAGGGUCUGUUAUUGGUGGAGACCCUCGAAUGUCCGGAUAUACCCAGGUUCAAGAUAACGACUGGCAUAUUUUGAUGCACGACAAGACCGGAUCAGUCACUCUGGACGGACUACCGGGACUCCCCCCUCCCAGGAUGCCUUCCCAGCCGAUGCCCAGUCCCAUGGACCGGGAACACGGCAUGGGGAGGCCCACCCCCUAUAUGGGCCAGCCAGACUACCGUAUCUAUGAACUUAACAAAAGACUGCAACAGAGGACGGAGGACAGUGACAAUCUCUGGUGGGAUGCCUUUGCCACCGAGUUCUUUGAAGAUGAUGCCACACUGACGCUCACUUUCUGUCUAGAGGAUGGACCAAAACGCUACACAAUUGGGCGGACAUUGAUCCCCCGAUAUUUCCGGAGUAUAUUUGAGGGUGGCGUCACUGACCUGUACUAUGUACUCAAACAUCCCAAAGAAUCUUUCCACAACACAACGAUAACUCUGGACUGUGACCAGGCCAUGAUGGUCACACAGCAUGGCAAGCCCAUGUUCACUAAUGUGAUCACAGAGGGACGGCUGGUCUUAGAGUUCACUUUCGAUGACCUGAUGAGGAUUCGGUCAUGGCAUUUUGCGAUCAGGCAGCAUCGAGAGCUGAUUCCACGGAGUGUCAUUGCAAUGCAGCAGGACCCAGCCAUGGUGGAGCAGCUGUCCAAGAACAUCACCCGGCAGGGCCUUACUAACUACACUCUCAACUUCCUCAGGCUAUGUGUGAUCCUCGAGCCCAUGCAGGAGCUGAUGUCCCGGCACAAGGCGUAUGGCCUCAAUCCUCGGGACUGUCUCAAGACCACGCUUUUCCAGAAGUGGCAGCGAAUGGUAGCGCCACCUGGUAAAGUCCCCCUGCCAGCUGAACACCCGAGCCGGCGAACCUCGCCGUCUGAUCAAAAUAUGGCCAAACAUACGGGAAGUGGGCAAUUUAUGCCCCAGUAUUGGGAAACAACAAGUCAUGUACUUUCAGAGGCAACCCGGCCACCUAACAAGAGGCGGAAGAGAAAGGCAUCCACGGGGAACAACACGGGCAUCAACAGCCGAGAGGGAGGGCCAAACAAGAAGCGCUCGCCUCCCCAGGCCUUCAACAUUGGGUCGUCAGUACCAGGGGAUGUGAUGGUAGUGGGUGAGCCGACUCUGAUGGGUGGUGAGUUUGGGGAUGAGGAUGAACGGCUCAUCACCCGUCUGGAGAACACGCAGUACGAGCCCAAUGCUGGGGAGGAGGAACAAGACAAGUUCCAGAACUCACCGGCGCUGCAGUCGGGGUCGUGGGGACAACAGGACAAGAAGACGCCACAACCCACGGCAACUACGCCCGUGUCCGAGACAGAGAUCAAAACAGAAUGAAAAACAAGAUAGGUUUUGGAAUUACCAUGAGAAUUGUGAAAAACUAUAGAAAGGAUCUCGACAGUGAAGGAAAGCAAUGGGACAAUCUAAGAGUAACACUGGGCUACACAGAUACCGAUAUCUGAUAUUAACUGAAAUGUGACUAAAUUGUAACGUAUGAAAGAAGGUCACUUUGGGGGUAUUGAUGGAGCUCUCGAUGACGUUAUUGUCAGCUUUUGUUCGUGAAUAAAAAGUUAAGUAAAUUAUAUUUGUAAGUGAAAGUGAAUCAGAUUGAUAACAGAGAUUUGGGAGUUACAAUGAAUAGAAUAUGGAUUUGAAAUUGACUCUAUGUAUGUACUUACUUUUUAUGUUGUUUCAACAUUGAAAAUACUUUGGAAAGAUCUGUAUUUUGUUUCAUUGAUAAUUGACCUGGUGUGGUAGAUUUUCUUAAAUUGAGAUGUUUCUUCAUGCUGUCGCAGGCUUACAAGUUCAAUGAUGUUGCUACAAUUGACCUUUCAUCUGAUCGACAUUCAGGGUUCAUGUGGUAUAUGAUACAAUUGUCUGUGUAGUUUAGUAUUUAUAAGAUUUCAUUUGAAUAUUUAUUUACCCUGAUGCAUUUCAGAGCUUCCAGUUAUAUCCAGAGGAAUAAUUAAGUUGUUUCAAAUUUUGUCAAACAUGAAUCUCUACACUCAAGGAUACUGAAAAUUGUGGAGUUGUUUGAACAGAACUUCCCUACUACCGAGGUAUAACACCUACAGCACAACUAUGUAGGACCAGGUGACAGUUUCAUAGCUGUCAAUGAGUAUUUAUUUUGCUUUGAAGCAUCAGAACUAAGGGCAAACAACUAAUAAGCGUUUUUAACCGGACACUUACCGGGUAUGUGCUGGUACAAAUGUUAUUAUGAAGUCUUAUCAAAGGGAAGUAACUCUGAUGUUUCUCCAGUUGUCCCACCAUUCCUUAUGAAGCCUCAUUGAAGGAGUACAUAUCUGUAUUUUAAGUCACUUAUCAGUUUCAUUCUACUUCACUUUGAGUUUAAUAUUUUGUCCAUAGUUUUGAUUUCCUUCCUCUUUCUUAUCCAAAUAAACAACUGUUCAAGGCAGCUUUGAAGAAAGAGAAGUAUUUCAACCUGUUUGGUGUUGUCAGCAUAAGAUUGUCCUGUUUCGUGGACACUGAACAAAACAGAAUUUGUAAGGAACAAAUAAAUCUUUCAUCGAGCAAAUGUGUUGUCAUUAUCAUACUUCAAUACUGUUUUGCUGGUAUGACGUAAUACUGUAUGUAUCAACUGUGACUCUUUCAUGAAGCAUUAUAUAUCAUAUAUCACCGAGUAAAUUACCAUGAAAGCAUGAAAGGCUCAAGAAUGCAUUAGAUAGUGGCCUUUGAUGUUCUCUAUCAUGAUGAAGGUCACAAAGGAAGGUCUUUGAAAACUGAAAUUAGAAGGCACAAUGUCAGCUUAUUCGCCCCCAUUUGGAGAUUAGAUGACUGGUUUGUUUUCAUAAGCAAGAUGGGUCCUCAAUGCGUCUGUCAUAAUGUUGCAGAACAACAGGGUGCAUGCAACACCGCCUUGCAUUCAUGGGUGUUCUUUCUUUGAUAAUCACUCCACAAUGAACUGCCACCUUGUUUAGCUAACCUGUGGAUCUGACACAGAAUCCCUUUGAAAUAUUGCAGACUUUUUUAUGCUUUCAGACUGAACUGUAUAUUUAUUUCCUUAUUUCCUUUCAGAGUUGUAAAUACAAAUAGAUCCUUAUAAAUGUCCUGUAUGAACUCUACUGUGUGUAACCUCAUGCUUCCACUAAAACUGUUGCAAUGUAUUCCUGAAAGUCAGUUGCCAUUAUUGGCACCAUUAUGUUUUGUUCCUGAUAUUAUUUAGUGCCUGGCCUGAGUUUCUCCUUAAAUCAUUAUAUAUACUCAUGGGGCUGGGGGACACAGCAUUGUACAUUCUACAUUUGAUGUGUAAUCAUUGUGGUCAGUUGUAAAUGUCCUAGUAUUCUUAGUCAACAAAAUUGUUGUGGGUAAUUUUCAUCAAAACAUUGAAUAAAACUAUAUGUUUUCAAUGAA